Lingula anatina is the source of this 3359-nucleotide messenger RNA. RefSeq lists its product as uncharacterized. The record is from RefSeq and is a predicted model, not a curated record. NCBI's taxonomy places the organism in Eukaryota, Metazoa, Brachiopoda, Lingulata, Lingulida, Lingulidae.
CAGCUUUGCUGCCUUGUUAUCUUCAUUUUCACAAGUCUGCACACUGUACACUCUUGGUGUGGAGAGGUUAAUGCCCUCUGUACAAUUGGGUAAAUAUUAAAUAUGAUGAUCUAAAGUGCUGUCAAAUUCUUCAUCAAAGGUCAUCAUUUUUACCUUGGAUCACUCAUUAAUGUCCUUUAUGGAAAAUUGUAGUAGGGUUCAGUGCCUAUUUUGUGCUCUUUUGGUGGAUCGUUGUAAUGACAGCAUUAGUGACUUUUUUUUUGUGAGUUUUUAUCUGUGUUUCAGCUCAAAGAAAAGAAGAGGAAAUCUAUAUCCAGUCACAGCAGGGCCAGCACUCCGGCCAGCUUGGACAGAAGUUCUAAAGAUUCAGACAGUGCAAUAGGAGAUAGCAAUAGGAGUAGCCCAAGUAGAGAAGAAGCAACAGCAAAUAAAAAUGAUGAAGCCCCUGCCUCAAAGGAGAGCCAAUCAGAACAUGACGAGGUCUCCAACACUAUGUCUACUCCAAAGAGAAAUUUAUUUCCGCAGAAAACGAUAGGUUCAGCAAAACGAAGAAUGGGGCAGAUUCAUAUCGCACCAGAUAUGCUCAAUAAACAGAAACAGGUAGAGCCAUACUUUAUACCCUCUCCAGAAGAUUAUGAAAAAGAUCGUGAGAUGGCAGAGAAGAGAUUGGAUCAUAUGUUAGCUAUGGUGGACAAAGGGUUACAGGAGAAGAAAGAUAAACAGAAGUUACAACAGGCAAGUGAAACAUCUUUGGCCAGUCAAAGCACCACUCUGUCCACUGUGACAACAGCGAUAUCGGUCAGUAACAUUUCCCUGCCCACAACAGCAACAACAACAACUGUAAGUGCUGGAUUUUCUUUAAAUCUGCCAUCUUCAAGUUCCAAUGCUUCAACGUCAUCAACAACGGGUACAACAACUGUAUCAACAACAGCAGGGACAACAACUACUUCUGCCACAGGUUUUAGUUUGACAUUGCCUACUCCUGUCAGUAAGAGCACAGGUUUGAGCAGCUUGCCCACGACAAGUCAAUCCACGACUUCAGGGUCAGAGACUGUUGCCAAUGCAACUGCAGUAGCACCUGGUGGCUUGCAGUUUGGUGCAGCUGCAUCAGAUAAGGCAAACAAAAAUGUAGGUGGAGACACUAAACAGGAAAAUACCAGUUCUCAGUCAUCUGCUCAGACUCAGUCACAGUUUUCAUUUAAGCCAGCAUUCCCUGUUGUAUCGGCCACUCCCACGGUAACAUCAGCACAGUCCUCCUCCAUAGGUGGCAGCACAAGCUCCACUCCAAGUACAACGCAAGCAGGUGGGAUUAAUUUUGGAACAUUUGGGGCAUCACAAGCUUCCACAACACCUAGUUUUACACCAGUGUUUGGUCAGAGUAUGAGCAGCCAAAAUAGUGCUGCUGGUUUAGCUGGUGGCUUAUCUUCUGCAGCCACAUCAACAGCGCCACCUACAGGAGGUUUCUCCUUUGGCAAGGACCCAGCCACAACAUCUACUUCAGCCACGGGAACAGGAGUGUCAACAAGAGCUGCCCCGGGUGCGAGUGGGUUUAGUACAAACACCACCUCUACAACGUCAGGAACUGGCACCACCAUCACUCAGCCGAAAAGUGGGUUCAGUUUUGGUGGUGUUGGCGGUGGCACCCAGCAGACAACUACGCCUGCAGCACCACCUCCAGCUUAUGGUGCCAUGUUUGGGCAGGGGGUUGGUGGUACGGCACCAGCCAAUACCACAGCGCCUGUAUUUGGCCAGACUAAUACUGUGACAACAGUUGGUACUACAAAGGCUACCUUUGGCUUUAGUUCCACCACCACACAGCCAUCUCCAGCACCUGGUACAGGGUUCUCUUUUGGCGGGUUGGGAGCUACUGCAAGCACCACAGCAAGCACCACCACCACUUCAGGCACCACUGGGUUUUCCUUUGGCACCACUUCUACUGGUGCAGGAGGAACCACUGGCACUACAUUUGGUGGCUUUGGCACUACUUCCACCAGCGCUGGAACCAUUGGCGCCACUUUUGGUGGUGCUCCAACUACAGCAUCAUCGGCACAACCGGCGUUUGGCUCGACAGGGGUCACGCAGAGCAGUGUCUUCUCCUUUGGUGGAUCUAGCAACACUACUGCUGCCCCAAGUGGUGGCACAGGAUUUGGAAAUACGAACACAACCCAAGCUAAUGGCGUCUUUAAUUUUGCUGCCUCUGUUGGUACUGCAGCAUCACAAGCUAAAGGCACAACAGGGCCCCUUUUUAACCCUGGUGGUGCCACUACACAAACUACAACAGCCAGUAGUGGAUUUAAUUUCUCUACAGGGAUCACUCAGUCCUCAGCAGGUUUUAAUUUUGGUGCCGCCGCUGCCUCUCAAACGGGCACUGGGUCUGUCUUUGGUCAGACAGCUGCCCAAGUAACAGGAGGUGUUGGAGCCAAGCCGUCUGGUUUGUUCACAUUUGGCAGUGGUAGUAACAGUACUUCUAACAGUAAUAACAGUACUCAGCAGCAACAACAGCAGCAACAAUCUCAAUCCAGUGGAUUGUUCACGUUUGGUGCCACAGUUGGUGCGAAAAGUGACACCCAGACAGCUGGUACUGGGCUGUUCAGUUUUGGUGGUAAUUCUGUAGGGCAAAGUGCAGGAACGGCCUUCGGAACACAGGGCUCUAGUACUGGAACAGCUUUCGGAACACAGGGUGCUAGUACUGGAACAGCCUUUGGAACGCAGGGCUCUAGUACUGGAACAGCCUUUGGAACACAGGGUGCUAGUACUGGAACAGCCUUCGGAACACAGGGUGCUAGUACUGGAACAGCCUUUGGAACACAGGGCACUAGUACUGGAACAGCCUUUGGAACACAGGGCACUAGUUCUGGAACUGGCUUUGGAGCGCAAGGGACAGGGUUUUCAUUUGGAGCAACUGCGACUCCUAAUGCAUUUGGGAAUCCUCAGAAACAGACCCAAAGUGCAUUUGGUGGAGCUUUGCCGUCCCAGAAUGCUUUUGGAACAAGUGGGUCUUCCCAGAAUGCUUUUGGUGCUAAUCAAGGUCAAGCGGCCAAUGGAACCCAGCAAGUGUCUUUUAACUUUGGUCAGUCCUCUGGGCAGACACCAGCAUUUGGUCAGUCAGGGAAAACUGGACCUCCGACCUUUGGUCAGUCCACGCCCGCCCCAGUCUUUGGCACUCCUGGCGGUCAGGGUGCCACGCCAGCCUUUGGUCAGUCAACACCAGUAGCUCCAACGUUCGGAAGCCCUGCUGCACCUGGAUUUGCCCCUGGCACCCCUACAAACUUUAACUUUGCUGCAGGCACAUCAGUGCCGCGACCACGUGUUGCUGCACGUCCAAGGAGAACAGUUAGGAAGCGCUAACUGUGUUAGGU